Postia placenta MAD-698-R-SB12 is the source of this 783-nucleotide messenger RNA. RefSeq lists its product as hypothetical. The transcript is spliced from 5 exons. Gene Ontology annotation, molecular function: CDP-diacylglycerol-inositol 3-phosphatidyltransferase activity. Lineage: Eukaryota; Fungi; Basidiomycota; Agaricomycetes; Polyporales; Adustoporiaceae. The record is from RefSeq and is a predicted model, not a curated record. Gene Ontology annotation, biological process: phosphatidylinositol biosynthetic process. The coding region runs from base 1 to 783 and encodes 260 amino acids. Gene Ontology annotation, cellular component: membrane; Golgi apparatus.
AUGACAAGAAAAUCAGCGACGCGCAGGCGAGGAUCAAUCGACGUGGUCGACGCCAAGGUCGCUGUGGAUCUCGCGACGGCUCAAUCAUACUCAGAGAAUGUCUUUCUCUUUGUGCCCAAUCUCAUUGGGUACUCACGCAUCAUACUUGCGGGCGUAGCGCUCUAUUUUAUGAGCUAUCAUCCGAAGUACUGCACAAUUGCGUAUGGGGUAUCCUGCUUGCUAGACGCCGCGGACGGACACGCAGCACGAGCACUAGGCCAAACGUCGAAGUUCGGUGCGGUGUUGGACAUGGUCACUGAUCGUUGCACGACGUCUACACUGUUGUGCUAUCUCUCUUCCGCGUACCCGGACUAUGCCAUGCUGUUCCAGUUUCUUAUUACUCUCGACUUCAGCAGUCACUACAUGCACAUGUACAGCUCGCUAAUCACAGGCUCUCGCAGCCACAAAGCUGUUACAAGCGAUGUGAGCCGUAUUCUGAAGCUUUAUUACGAUUCUCGAACCCUCUUUGUCAUGUGUGCAGGCAACGAAAUGUUUUUCGUUGCACUUUAUCUCAUGAAAUGGGUUCACACACCACUCUCGACGUCGAUUGGUAUGGAUGUCGCCUACCUAUCGGGAUGGACGUGGGCGGAGUUGUUGGCAGCCGUGUGCUUCCCCAUCUGUGCUACCAAGAAUUUCAUCAACGCUGUGCAGCUGUGGAAGGCAUCAAAAAUCCUCGUUGGUGUGGACUUGGCCGAGCGAGCACAGGCUCGGGAAGUGGAGGUUUCGAAGGCGAAGAAGACAUGA